This is a messenger RNA of Cololabis saira (Pacific saury), 2274 nucleotides long. RefSeq names its product homeobox B5a (gene hoxb5a). The transcript has 2 exons. Gene Ontology annotation, cellular component: nucleus. The record is from RefSeq and is a predicted model, not a curated record. Gene Ontology annotation, biological process: anterior/posterior pattern specification; regulation of transcription by RNA polymerase II. NCBI's taxonomy places the organism in Eukaryota, Metazoa, Chordata, Actinopteri, Beloniformes, Belonidae. Bases 145 to 1044 code for a protein of 299 amino acids. Gene Ontology annotation, molecular function: RNA polymerase II cis-regulatory region sequence-specific DNA binding; DNA-binding transcription factor activity, RNA polymerase II-specific.
CCCAUAUUUGGACGCGGCGUACAGUGAGCUCCAUAAGUCACUAAUCCAUCAUAAAUGCCUGAAAACGGCCGCGCUGUGACGACCAGACAAACUCACAAAUCAGCGGGCCCUCACUGCUCAGCUGCUCGCCUCCCCACCGCCUAAAUGAGCUCCUACUUCGUGAACUCGUUCUCGGGGUGCCCCCCCCACGGGUCCGACUAUCAGCUGCUGAGUUAUGGAGGCGGAGGCGGCGCGGGGAGCGGCGGCGGGCCGUUCAGGGACUCCGCCGCCGCCAACAUGCACCCAGCCGCCGGCUCGUACGGCUGCAGCUACUCCGGCAUGGACCUGAGCCUGGCCGGCCGUGGGGGGGAGCCCACCGGCGCCGGGGACUCCGGUGGACGUUUCGGCGGGGGCGCAGCGGCCGCGGACUCCCGGGGCUUCUGCUCCCUGGCCUCGGACCGGGGCUUCAGACCCCCGACCACCUGCCCCCUCCGCUCCCCGGGGCGGGAGAUCGGCCAGCCGGGCGCGCACGGCUCGUCUCCACGGUCAGAGCAACCAGGAAGCUUGUCCUCCCCCACCUCCUCCUCCUCCUCUUCUUCUUCUUCUUGUUCCUCUGGGGGGGUCAUCACCCCGGCGCCGCGCUUCACGGAGAUGGACGCUGCAGCAGAAUCCGCGGAGCUGCGGCGGCACCGCAACCCGCCCGUGGACGCGCAGAAGCAGGACGGGGAGGCUGCGGGACACGACGUGGGCAGCGCGGACGGAGACGCGCAGAGUCCCCAGAUAUUCCCGUGGAUGAGGAAGCUGCACAUCAACCACGAGCUCUCAGGCCCGGACGGGAAGCGCGCUCGGACGGCCUACACCCGCUACCAGACCCUGGAGCUGGAGAAGGAGUUCCACUUCAACCGCUACCUGACGCGGCGGCGGCGCAUCGAGAUCGCGCACGCGCUCUGCCUCACGGAGCGGCAGAUCAAGAUCUGGUUCCAGAACCGGAGGAUGAAGUGGAAGAAGGACAACAAGCUGAAGAGCAUGAACCUGCCCGUGGCUGGGGGCUCCUUCCAGCACUAGACUCUACCAGGGACAGACCCCCCCACACACACCUCAACUCGUGCUCUCGGGGAGGACACGACGACACAGACACAAAACCAAAUGAAGAAAACUUGAAGGAAACGACAGAAAGAUUUGUUUUUUUCCUUCCGCGGAUUCAAAAUCCCGUCGGAAAAUCUUCAUGUUUCCGGCUGUAGUUUUGUGCAGCAGCGCAGCACUUUGAUUUGUCUCGAGCAACGAAAAUUGUGACUUGGUACUUUCUCUUGUAAGAAAAAAAAAACAAAAACACACACACACACUCUCACACACACACACACACACACACACACACACACACACACACACACACACACACACACACACACACACACACACACACACACACACACGCACACAAAAGAGUUAUUCAUCGCAUCCAGCUGCUCAGGAGAGGAGUCCGGGAUGAAAAUGAAGAUAUGGAGUCAUCUCGAAGUGUGCUACUGUGGUCUCCCUGAGUGUUUUUAGUGUUUCCCUGCUCAACCACCUGUUGUCUGUUGUCUGGGUGUGUGUUCGUGUUGUCUGCUCUUCUGGGCUUGUUUUGGUGUUUUUAAGUGGCUACUUUUCACUCUCUCUGCAGCCAUCAUGCAACUCCGCUCUCAUUUUCACCAUGGAGUCAUGAAAAGUCCCUCUGUAUGUGCGAGUGCGUGUGUCUGCGUGCUCACUGAAGCCGCCAUGUCCGCUAGUGAUGUAAAUACGUGUUUCAGCGGGGACUUCAUUAUGGACCGCUGUCGGAUGUUCAUAUUCAACUUGCAUUUUUUUAUGUGACCAGCUGGCUGUUUUGCCGUUGUGACGCGAGCGUGGGUGCAUGCCCUCCGAUACUUUUUGUACUUAUAAUUUUGAACGGAAACAAAAUAUAAAAAAGAAGAAAAAGAAGAAGAAGAAGAAAUACAGCUUCUCUACUCAUCAGGACCGGACUGAAUGACGCUGAUGCCCGAAUCACCCCGAGGGGCGGAGGGGGGUGGGGGGUUCGCGCAUGACAUGUUUGAUGUGCUGUAGUGGCGCGCAGGAGCUGCUUCCUCCAUUCCAACAUCUUCAAACAAUUUAACCAAGAUUCUCACAACUUCUAUAAAUGGUCACGUGAGCGCUCCCAUCUCUGUAAAUUAUGUGCGAGUUCAGCUCCAGUUUUUUGUACAUUUGUCUGUUCUUCACGUCAACUGAGUGUUAAUAUCUUGCUAAAUAACAAUAAUAAUCAUGAUAAUCAUAUCAUUCUGA